AUGAACGACGGAAACCUCCACGACCCUUUGCGCAUGGACUUGCAGCGGCAGACACAAAAAUUGGUCGCACAUCUACCUGCUGAGAGUCCAUUCGUUACCGCUCUGCAAAAUAUCUCUUCGCGGCAAGCUUUGCUUGACAUAGUAUCUCGGCUACUACUCCUACCUCAAUAUACUAUGCUUGUUGCUGGCCUGUUCCGACCGGUGCUUCUUGAUCUAUGCGCUCGCUGGCUGCAUCAGGACGGCGACGAGCUAGAGAAAUUUGAAGCUCUCUGUCUACUUCUCGAGAUCUACCAAGAGCUGUAUCCUAUGCUGCUAGCUAUCUUACGCUCCAAAAGGUUCGAGGGAGGACCACUACUCUUUUUCACCGCAUCCCAAACCAUACCGAGCAUCCCUUCACAUCCGCUGCACCGCGUGCUGCUCGCCUACUACCGCCUCCUUCAAGCUAAUCGUGUCCUCCCUCGUCAUCUCGGCUGGUCUCUCACACCACUUUCCCAACUCAUUUGGGCACCACAUCCGGACAAUGGGGUCCGCUUUCUGGCCAUCAGAUGCUACGCGCUGCAGGCGGGUAUGAUGGAGGGCGAACGCGUAAAGAUGGAGAAGGAGGUACUGGGCGAGGUUUCGGAAAUUGAUUGUCCCAUUGACUUUGACACCAACCUGGACGGGACUGCACGUCGGGUCGACGGAUGGAUCAUGCCGGUGUUGGAGCUGGAGCGGAUUGCGCAAGGGAGGGAUGCGCUUCUCGAGCCUCAAGACUUCUACAAUCACGAAGAAACUGACUCUAGCGAGCCUAUUCAUCCGGCAGAGCUGAGUCCAUUGACAGCGAACGUCCAUGGCGUUCUGAUGCUUCGUUCCUCCCCUCCUACGCAAUUCAUCGCGUCCCUUAUCGAUACUCCCACAGCUAUACGCGCCUUGCGUCACAUCGCUCUCCAGUUAUCUCUGCGGCUUCCGAUCCUCCUCACGUCGGCACCAUCUUCUGGAAAGUCGCUUCUCAUAUUUCACAUGGCUCAGUUGCUGUUUCCGGACACUCGCAAUCAUGUCGUGACUAUCCACCUUGCUGACACGUCGUUGGAUCCCCGUUCGCUGUUGGGAUCGUACGUGUCUUCGCCGACGCGCCCGGGCACGUUCGAGUGGAAGGAGGGUGUGCUCGUUCGUGCCAUGCGAGAAGGGAAAUGGGUGGUCCUAGAGGACGUGGACCGGGCGACGAUGGAGGUUCUCGGCAUCAUCAAGCCUCUUGUCGAGUCGCUUGGCCCGGAUAAGUGGGUGGGUGGUUGUGCACGUCUGGAGGUGCCAAGUCGUGGUACUGUUGAAGCGGAAGAUUCGUUCGCGUUAUUCGCGACGCGUUCUCUGCAGCCCUCCCGCACCGGCGCGUUCCCCAGCCCUACAUUCUUCGGUGCGCACAAGUUCUUCGAAAUCGUGGUGGAGUCGCCAACUGCCAGCGACCUUCGGAUCAUCAUCGAUACGAAGUUCCCUCGGUUGGCUGGUGCGCCCGCCCAGGGUCUCAUCAACCUGUGGGAUGGUGUGCGUGCCCUCGGCAGCCAAGCAUCCACUCGCGAUAUUGGCCUUCGCGAGCUCGAGAGAUUCUGUAUGCGCGUUAGCGGGCUGCUUCCUGCUAGCUAUCAACCGAUGGACGUCGAUGAGGAUCCAACUCAACCCACAAGCCUCGCGCGGGUCUUCGCCAACCCCACCGUACGGGAGGACAUCUUCCUGGAAGCGCGCGAUAUCUUCUUCGGGGCUGGUGCAACUACAGCAUCUGGUCGCGCGCACCUGGAGGCCAUCACACACGUUAUCGCAGGUCAUCUUGGCCUAUCAGACGAGCGUAGGGACUAUAUUCUUCACAGCCGUGUCCCUGAUUUCGACACCGAAAGGGACGUGAACGGGCGCAUCACCGCGGUGCGUGCUGGGCGCACGCGCCUCCCCGCACGCUCCGCCAAGAUGGAGAUUGCGCCACCCGUGACGCGGCCGUUCGCGAUGCACAGGCCUGCGGUCUCGCUGAUUGCGCGCCUCGCUACGGCCAUUUCGCUUGCGGAGCUUGUGCUUCUUACCGGGGAGACGGGUACGGGAAAGACGAGCGUGGUGACGCACCUCGCGUCUCUCCUCCGGCGUCCGCUCAUCUCGUUGAACUUGUCGAACCAGACGGAGUCGUCGGAUAUACUUGGCGGGUUCAAGCCUGUCGACGCGCGUGUGCCUGGCGGGGAGCUGCAGGAGCGCUUCUUGGAAAUGUUUGGCGGGACGUUCAGUCGGAAGAAAAACGCGCACUUUGAGGAGUCGGUCCGGAAGGCGGUGCAGGAGCGCAAGUGGAAGCGCGCCGCGGCUCUAUGGUUGGAAGCUGUCAAGCUUGCGAAGGACAGGAUUAGGAAGAAGCAAGCCGAGGAAGACGCUAAGGAGCUCGAGGGAGGUGCUCCGCGCAAGCGGAGAAAGGUUGAGGGUUCUGGGCUGAAUGUGCCCAUGGCGGCUUGGGAGGCGUUCGAGCGCGAUGUCCAGACAUUUGAGGUGCAACACGUGCAAGGCAAGAGCAAGUUCGCGUUCGCUUUCGUCGAGGGCCCGUUAGUGAGGGCUUUGCGCAACGGUGACUGGAUUCUGCUAGACGAAAUCAACUUGGCGACACCUGAGACACUCGAGUCCAUCUCGGGGCUGCUUCAUGGACCGACGGCGUCAAUUACCCUGACGGAGCAAGGCUCGCUGGAACCCGUUCCCCGUCAUCCCGACUUUCGCCUUUUUGCAUGCAUGAAUCCCGCCACCGAUGUCGGGAAGAAAGAUCUCCCACCCAAUAUCCGUUCUCGCUUCACUGAGAUUGACGUCCCUCCUCCCGACGCCGACAAGGAGACUUUGCUCACAAUCGUCGCCCAAUACAUUGGCGCCUCUGCGGUCGGUGACCGUGGUGCGAUCAUGGAUGUCGCGGACUUCUACACGGCUGUAAAGCGACUCUCGGAGGAACGACAGAUCGCUGACGGCGCGAAUCACAGGCCUCACUUCAGCAUGCGUACUCUUGCCCGCGCACUCACAUUCGCCGCGGACAUGGCGAGCGCGUACUCGUUACGGAGGGCACUCUGGGAAGGCUGUCUAAUGGCAUUCACUAUGGCUCUUGAUGGUCCGAGCGCAACAGCUGUGACAGCGCUCGCUCAGAAACAUAUCCUUGCUGGGGUGAAGAAUCCUCGCUCUCUCUUGGCGAAGGAACCACUCCCGCCUGGGGAUCCCAGUGCAUUCGUCAAGUUUGGUCCUUUCUACCUAGAGCGAGGCCCAUUGCCGGAAGACCCCGCAGAAGACUACAUCAUGACUCCGUCUGUCGAGACUAAGCUCGUCGACCUUGCCCGCAUCAUUGCAGCUAAGCGCUUCCCCGUGCUCAUCGAAGGUCCAACGUCCAGCGGAAAGACCAGUUCAAUCGAGUACCUUGCAAAGCGUACCGGACACAGGUUCGUGCGCAUCAAUAACCACGAGCACACCGAUAUCCAAGAAUACAUCGGUACUUACGUGUCCGACCCUGUGACGGGCAAGCUGGUGUUUAAGGAGGGUCUUCUCGUCCGCGCCUUGAGUCAAGGCGAUUGGAUCGUGCUGGACGAGCUGAACCUCGCACCCACCGACGUCUUGGAGGCUUUGAACCGUCUUCUCGACGACAACCGCGAACUCGUCAUACCGGAAACGCAGGAGGUCGUCCGCCCGCAUCCGCACUUCAUGCUCUUUGCAACGCAGAACCCGCCUGGUCUGUAUGCAGGACGGAAGGUGCUUUCUCGUGCCUUCCGCAACCGAUUCCUUGAGGUCCAUUUCGAGGAUGUGCCCCAGGCGGAGUUGGAGACGAUCUUGUGCCAGCGGUGUCGCAUCGCGCCUUCGUAUGGGCAGCGCAUCGUGAGCGUAUUCCGCGAGCUGCAGAAGCGCCGGCAGGCCAGUCGCGUCUUCGAGAGCAAGCAAGGGUUCGCCACUCUUCGUGACCUCUUCCGAUGGGCUGGUCGGGAUGCGAUGAGCUACGAAGAGCUCGCUGCCAACGGAUACAUGCUUCUUGCAGAACGUGCUCGUCGAGACGAUGACAAGGCUGUCGUCAAAGAGAUUAUCGAGUCCAUCAUGAAGGUCCGCAUCGAUGAGUCGAGUCUCUAUGACCUCCAGAAUCCGAAAUUCGACCCUGCGGAGUUCCUUGGAUGUACCAUCCCCUCGUCAUCGCAGGUUGUGUGGACGUCAGCGAUGCAACGUCUCUUCGUCCUCACGGCCCGUGCUCUCCGAUUCAACGAACCUGUACUACUCGUUGGAGAGACGGGGUGUGGGAAGACAUCGGUCUGUCAACUCUACGCGGAGGUUACGAGUCGCACUCUUCGGUCGGUCAAUUGUCACCAAAACACAGAGACGGCGGAUCUCAUCGGCGGUCUCCGACCUAUCCGCAACAAAGCGGUUAUUGAGGCUGAGACUUUGAAGGAGGUUUCUGCCGCCAUAUCGCAGCUCGGCAUUCUGAAUGUGACUGGAGAUGUGGAUUCUUUGACAUUCUCUAUCGACAGUCUCCUAAAGUCUAAAGCUGUACCCCCUGAGCAAGUCGCCGCGCUGCAAAAUCUUCGAUCUCGCUUGCAGAGGCUGUCUGCUCUCUUCGAGUGGCGCGACGGGCCUCUCAUCGAGGCAAUGCGCAACGGCGACGUGUUUCUGUUGGACGAGAUCUCUCUAGCGGAUGAUUCCGUACUCGAGCGGUUGAACAGCGUCCUCGAGACCGGUCGUACUAUAGUGCUCGCUGAACGCGGCGGAAACGAUUCUGACAUACCCGUCAUCAAAGCCGCUUCCGACUUCAAGCUCGUCGCGACGAUGAAUCCCGGUGGCGACUACGGCAAGAAGGAGCUUUCCGCUGCACUGCGCAACCGCUUCACGGAAAUAUGGGUUCCCCCGAUCACCGAUCGUCGCGACUUGGAAUGUAUCGUCCAGGCUCUUUGGAGGCACAACGCCUUGCGCGAGUUGACUCAGCCACUCUUGGACUUCAUUGAUUGGCUCUGUACGACCAUCGGCGAUCGAUCUUCUGCGAAUCUCCGAGACAUCUUGGCAUGGAUUAAUUUCUCUAACUCGGCGCUGAGCGACGACUCUACGGGUCAAAUGACUCCGAAUGUGAUUUUCCAUCAUGCAGCGGAGAUGACGUUCUUGGAUGGUCUGGGCUCCAUGCCUCAACUAUCAGCGUACUCGAAAGAAGCAUUAGAUCGCCUCAAGUCGGACGUUGCCGCGAAACUACAAGAGCUCGUUCCUGUAACCACCGUCGUUCAAGAGAGUCAGACGCUCGAGUACUUCCCGUCAAAAGUUCGAUUCAGCCUAUAUUCCAUUCCGAGAGGUCCACUACAGCCGUUGGCCCAGAACUUUAGACUCGAAGCGCCGACUACUCGCAAUAACGUCAUGCGUGUUGUUAGAGCCUGUCAACUCCCGAAACCCAUCAUGCUGGAGGGAAGUCCUGGGGUUGGCAAGACCAGCCUUGUUGCUGCUCUUGCAAACAUCUGUGGUCAUCACUUAUGCCGUAUCAACCUUUCCGAUCAAACGGACCUUGUCGAUCUCUUUGGGUCUGACCUCCCAGUCGAAGGUGGCCAGGCUGGACAAUUUGCAUGGAAAGAUGCCGAAUUCCUUCAAGCGCUGCAGGAAGGUCAUUGGGUUCUACUCGACGAGAUGAACCUUGCUCCUCAGUCCGUACUAGAGGGCCUUAACGCAGUCCUCGAUCACCGAGGGACUGUCUACAUCCCAGAACUAGGACGUUCAUUCCUCCGUCAUCCCUCCUUCCGCAUCUUCGCUGCGCAGAACCCUCUCCAUCAAGGGGGCGGUCGAAAGGGGCUCCCGAAGUCCUUCUUGAACCGGUUCACGAAGGUUUACGUGCAAGAGAUGUCUUCGAACGAUCUUCUACUCAUCUGUCGCAACAUAUUCCCCAAGUAUCCCCCCGACCUGCUUCAGAAGAUGAUUGCCUACAUGGCGGUCCUCAACGAAGAGACCAUGGUCAAGAGGUCGUUCGCCAGGGAGGGAGCACCAUGGGAAUUCAACCUACGCGAUGUCAUCCGAUGGGCAACUCUUCUUCAAAGCAACAACCCGCCUGACCAUCCAUCUCACUGCCUUUCUGCCGUCAUCUUACAGCGAUUUCGAACCACCGAAGACCGCGCUCGAGCCCAGCAGCUUUUCGCAGAGAUCUUCAAUAACGGAACUCAGGCUAGCCAACCACCAGCGUUCAUAUCGUCUUCUCACCUCCAGGUCGGCCACUAUGUCGGCGCGCGUGGGGGUCAUCUCUCCAGCGCUAGAGGAGGCCAUAUCCUCCAGGCUACGCUCGCGGCUCUAGAGUCUCUAGGCAUGUGUGUCGCUCAUGGCUGGCUGGCUAUCUUGGCGGGUCCGCGGAAUAGUGGUAAGACGACGUUAGUCAGGACGAUGGCUCACCUACUGGGUAAGAGUCUCAGUGAAGUAUCCGUCAACAAUGCGACAGACGCAUCAGACAUUCUGGGUAGCUUUGAAGAAACUGACUUGGGAUACCAUGUGAUGGAUCUCGUUCAUGAGGUUCUAGACUUGCUUGACGAGCUUUCGUACCUACCCCAUGGUUCGAAGCUUCAUGCUGCUACUGAUUAUGUCGCAAUGCUACGAGGCCUUACUAGGACAGCAAGCUCUACCGCUAUGCCUCAUAUUGCGGAAACCCUCACUCAAGUCUUGGACGCCUUGAACAACCUGCCCGAACCAUACCACACCCGAUUAUCUCAGGUGCGAGUUCAACUUCAGCGACUAUCAGCUCGGCGAUUGCAGGCUGUAUCUCUGGAAUGGGUCGACGGCCCGCUUGUCCGUGCACUCAAGGAAGGACGCUGGCUACUACUGGACGGCGCUAACCUCUGCAACCCUUCGGUUCUCGAUCGCCUCAACUCCCUCUGCGAAAUUGAAGGUUCCCUGGUGCUUAACGAACGCGGCGCUGUGAACGGUGAAACUCAAGUUCUUCGUCCGCAUCCCGACUUCCGCCUCUUCAUGUGCGCCGACGGUCAAUACGGCGAGCUAUCUAGGGCGAUGCGGAAUCGGGGUGUCGAAAUCGCUCUUACUGAUACGUUGGUCGAGGAAGACUGGGUUCGUGUAUUAGACCACAUCCGCUGCUCUCCGUCGGAGACGUACUUGGGGUUGGAUACUCGCCAAUCGGUCGGACGACAAUCACUCCUUCGACGUGGGCUCACAGACGCACACCCUUCCGAACAAAGAGUCACAACACCAUCGGCUAGCCGGCUUACAGGCGAAGAUUCGUCAAGUGCUUACGUCUCCAGUCUGGUACCGACGCUUGUCCCCUCUGUGAAAUCAUUGUCUUCUCCUCGUGCGGCUUGGUACUUCGUGGCAUCGAUCGCAGCCCCAAACGCUCUUCCAUUAUUCUCCCGCUUCCUAUCCUGCGACGCAUCCCCUUCUACCACGCUCCUAUCCUUCCUUCGGGCAUCGAUGGGGGUAGUGAAAUGUAGUCACAUAUACCGUACUACCAUUCUAAUGCGGAAGAAUAUCAGUCAAUCGUUGGACAUCCCGCCUGAUGCACUUCUCGCGCAGCCGCUAUACGCCACUCCUCAACGAGCAAGUGUACUGUCGGACACAACUGAGAACGAUCAACCUGACUCGCUGUUACUCCGGCACUUGCGUCUGCUGAUCGGUGCAACUAUUGAUUACGGAGAGCCCCUCGAAGAUGAGACGGGACAACAGAACGAGUACUCCAGCGAACGCGCUCGUGUUCAGGGUCGUGCUGCAGCAAGCGCCAAGCUACUCGUGGAGUCGAUCAGAAAUGCUGCGAUAGAGUUCCUGAACGUGACCGACUUCAGUGGCGCUUGCGACGAUGAUAUCGACCGACUAUCCGAGCUUGUGGCUUAUGGUCGUUUCUUGCGCCACGCAGUGCAGUUCCCAGAAACCUUCGACUUCUCCCUUGCCUUCGCAAUCGUUGAGUGGAUUCGGAAGGCUUUGCAACAUUCACAAGGUCGAUCGCAGGGUGUAUCUGAAGUCGCUCAACGCAUCAACGCGUUGGAAGGCAUCGUUUCCUUGACGUCCGGCAGCUGCUUGGUAGAGAUAUGGCGCACACUUUCCUCCGGCAUUCCUCCAGACGCCGACGGCAGUAUGACGAGGCACCUGGAUGAUGCUGAUCGCCGUCUCCACCGAUUUUCCAAUGACAUCAACUUGCGAAGACAGACACUCGAGCUUAUGUCUUUGUGGACCCUGCCGAAAGCCGCGUCUGAAGAACAGAAACGCUCGCUUGCGCAGUUGACGUCGCAGCUGGAGAGGCGUUUUGUCGAGGUUGAGACGGCGGAAUCGGGCGUCGGCCAACGCGUCGGAUUUUGCUAUUCCAUAGCACAACUUCGCGCGUUACAGACGGUGCUUGCGAAAGCGUCAGAAGCGCAGCAUGUCUUGCGGGACCUCAUCGACUACGGCAGUUCCGAUGGUCACAUCAGUUUGACCAGCCUGGUUCCAUACGUCCAACUGUCAUGGGCCAUUGAUGCGCGAGAAGGAAAUGAGGCAAUGCUGCAAGUAUUGGUGAAGUCGCAAACGCAGUGGUUUUCACAGCUCUGGGAGGCGGCGCCUGUCGCUGGGAUGGCUAGUCCCUCAGCUCUGUGUCAUCCUGUCGAGCUAUGCAGCACAAUUCUGAUUUGCGAUAAAUCGUUGAGGCCCAUGGAUAGCUUGCCGGAGUACGAGUGUGCUUUGAAGCGGCAGCUGGCAUUCCUGUCAGGAUCGCUUGUUGCUCAUGAUGGCCUGUGGGCACAGCUUCUCAGUUUGCUGGGGGGAACUGCACUUAAGGUGGCAUCUUGCCUGGCGUCCCAUCCUCCCUCGUCUUCAACACUCGCAGGCUCUUCUUCCCUCGCGGACGUUCUGUCGACUUUGGACAGCGUACCGAACCUGGCCUUCGUGGACGCUUAUCAAGUUCAUUUGCGCCCAUACCUAACGACGCUCUUGGAGGAUGGUGCCAUGCCCUCGUGGGCCGCGUUAGGCAGGUGUUGGAUCGCGCUUUCCAGGCUGCUUCUCCAUAUCUACGUGCCUAGCAUCCCUCUCGACCCUGCUGCGAUACAACAAUGUUCGCGGAAGUUCCGGUCUGAGCAACGAUCGCUCCUCCUAGAGGAGCUUGCUCUCCACCGCGACUACGAGCGGCGCACCUUCGGUCGGCGGACCAACCUAGCCAUCACGUACCUCUCCCAAGUAGUCGAGGGUCUGCAAAGUCACGCUGCGGACAGUGUUGAAGAGAACCCCCGGCGUUCGGACCUCGCACGGCUCCACGCAUACUGGACAGAGGUUUCUCAGUUCCUGGAGCAAGUCAUCAUCGCCCCGAAGAUCGAUGCCAUCGUCGAGGCUUUGGGAAGGCAGGAACAGUCGGCUUCGAUGCGCGAACAGGUCAUUGAGGAGUCCACAGCCGCGUUCUCCCAGCGACUUGACAGGGUAUACAGCGACUACACGGAUAUCAGUGCUCCAAUCCAGUUUGCUCUCCACCAGCUGAGAUUCGGUCUUCGACUCCUCGCCGACGCAAGCACCACCGCUCUAGCCAGCCAAGAGAGCAUGGUGGCGGAGGCACUCGUUUCUUUUCCAUCAUUUUGUGGAUCACAAGCCAUUCACGAGGAUACGACGCAGCAAACGAACAGCACGACUCUGUCUCUUGUCUUGUGGAAGCUGUCGACAGCUGCCUCUGAGAUUGCUUCGGGCACCGAGGUGGAGUCCUACAUGCCACUCGUGGAGAGCGUAUACGAGCAAUCGCUUGGUCUCUGGCUGGUCGACAAAGCUAGGAAGGAAGAGGCGGAGCGCGAAGCUCAAUCUCUAUACCGUCACAAGACUGAAGUCAAUGAUCCUGCAACAGAAGCCGAGCAAGAGGAGCAAGAGUUCCUGUCGCUCUUUCCGGAGUACGAGGACUUGCUGGAGACAGCGCCGUCUUCGACGACCGCGCAAGUCCGGAAGCUGGCCGAUCUCAUCGAUCCGCUUAACGUCAAGAGGCUCGCCACUCUCCAUCAACUUCUCUUCGGCUCUGUCCAUUUCUCUCCACAGGCGGCGUCCGCGAUCGACUCCAAGGAACUCCGAGCGACGCUUGUGCAUGACAUUCUCACCGACAAGGCGGCCUCCCUCCCAGAGACCUUGGACCGCUGCAGUCGCCCGUACCAGAUCUCCAUUCUGCUCGAUCGUCUCGCCGUCCUGCGCGAUGCGGCACGUGCGGAGCCCAGACCCUACAACUUCUAUACCGAUCCUAGUGUCCCUGAACUUCGAAAGUCCUCCGAUGUCCUGCAGCGCAUGUCGAUCAGGCUGGCGGCCCUCAUUCAGGAAUGGCCAGAUCAGAUGGUCUUGCAACAUCUCAAGACUCGCUGCGAUGCCAUCCUAACCCUCGAUAUAUUCAGUCCAGUCGCGAAGAUUUUGUCAGCGAUUGAGCAGCUUCUCCUACAGAUGGAAGAUUGGGAGAUGUACGCCAACAGAGAGAACACGCUCAAGACCUACCAACACGAGCUGGUCUCCUUGGUCGUUUCCUGGCGUCGCUUGGAGCUGUCUUCAUGGCAGGGCUUACUCCGCACCCAGGCCCAGGAGUUCGCAGAUGGGGCCUCGGAUUGGUGGUUCCGGCUAUACGAAGCAACAAUUCGUGGUGUCGAGGCUGCAUCGCAGGAGGAAGCAGAUGGGGACGUGGGAGCAUUGGCAAGAUAUCUCGAAGGGCUCGUGCCGCUCCUCGACUCAUACAUGAUGUCCAGUCCUUUGGGACAGUACAUUGCGCGUCUCAACCUCCUGCAAGCCUUCGAGUGUUACUGCCUUCGCCUCAGUCGUAGUCGAGCUGGGACGCGUUCAACCGGUUCGCGCCGUGCUCACCGCAUACUCCACUUCACUCGGAAGUACUAUUCGCAAUUCGUCCCUCGUGUGAACACAUCGCUCUCGUCGCAGCAGCAAGAGCUGGAGAAAGAGAUCCGGAACUUCAUCAAGCUCGCGAGCUGGAAGGACAUCAACGUGCAUGCUCUCAAGCAAAGCGCUCAGAGGACCCACCGCCAAUUAUACAAGUGCGUCCGGAAGUUCAGAGAGAUCCUACGCCAGCCCAUCACCGCGCACCUCGUUCCCGGGGUCGCUGGCUCCGACGAGGCGACUUCGACACCUGUGCUCCCUACACUUCGUCUCGAUUCCGACUACUCUGCACUUCCCAACUUCCACAGUAAUGCUCUCCGAUCCGACCAUCUCGUCAAUCUCGACCGUACAUUCCGGAAUUUCCAGUCCAUGCUUCGAGUGCGGCUCGGCGCUCUCAUUGGAUCUCUGUCGUCUGCCGACGUCGACGACCUCUCUGCGGAGAUUAUCGCAACACUCCAGAGCCUCGCGUCUUCCGCCCCUCCUCCCAACGCGACGAAGGAACAGAAAGAUAAGUUCCACAAGUCGCUUCUCGUCCGCAAGCGCAAGGCGUGGAGCGACCUCCUCAAGGAGCUCCGUCGCAUCGGUCUCGCCAUGAACAUCAAGCCUGAGGUCCUUGAGCAGCAGAGCAACCCCCGCUGGCUAAGAGAGCAGCCCGUCGUGGUGAAGCUCGCAGAGGAUGUCGGGCCGUUCGACAAGAGCGAGUCGUACUUCCUACGUCUCACAAAAUUGCUCCCAGAUCUUCGAGCGGCGUUGUCGAAUCACCAUCCAGACAUCGGUACUCGUGAUCUGCAGCGCGGUUCAGGCUUGGUAGAGUCUGCUUUCUCUCUCGCGGUCGAGGCGCGAGCAAGUCUCGUCGAGGCCAUCCAUCAAUAUCAGCAAUUGCAUGAGGUCACUUUGCGCCUCCAAACAGUCUCUCGCAACUCUCGCGUCGUUGCUUCCGAUCCUGAGCUAGGCCCUCGCGUUGUUGGCAUCAAAGAGGACCUCGGGAGGCUUGUCAAUGCUUUGGAGGAAACGUCGGCAAUUUGGAGGAAGUAUCUCCAGCAGCUGCCGGAGACCGAGGCGCUUCCCGCCGCUUUGGACGAGCUGCAAUCUGCACUGGCUUCGUCGCAGGAAAUGUUCCGUCGUAUGACUGAUGUGACGAGCAACGCCAAGUUACUCAUUGCUCCCAUUCUCCUGGAAGAUGAAGCUGCGACUGUGCAACAGGCUUUAGAGCACGUCCAGACGGUCAUCCAGCUUCUGAUGAGAUGGACGGAUGGUCCCAACGCCGUCGCGCACUUUGUCCGACCUCUCCUCCAGUGGCUUCAGAAUAGGGAGUCCUUCGCGUUCGUUCAGUGGACGCACCCCAACACCAACAGCCCCUCGGACUCGACUGCGCAGCUCAUCGAUCGCCUCCUGCUCUCAGUUCAAGGGAUCCUCGCACUUCCUCCACCGCCGACCGCGGAGCCAGACGCCUCCGAGACUCCUGACCGCUUCGUCCGCGAGCACACCCGCAUCAUUGGGCAGAUUACGCGCUGGCUCAAGCUGGACGAGGUUUCAUCCUUGCUCAGCUCCGUCGCGAGCGAAGCCACGCAUGCGCCACAAGACGAGCUCGAGAAACGCCUCGCGCGGGUCCUCCCUUUCCUCGACUCGUACCUCGAGCUCGCGCGCGCACAGCUGACGAACCACUGCGCGUGGACCAAGGCGCUCUUCAAGCUCGACUACGUCGUCUGCUCCGUCAUGCAUUCUGUCGCCAAAGACGGCUUCUGCAAGCCCCCCGAGGUGGCUGAGGCUGAGGCGGGCCGCGAGGGGGCCAUGGAGGACGCGGGGGGCAUGGGCAUGGGCGAGGGCACGGGGAACGAGAACGUCAGCAAGGAAAUCGAAGACGAGAGUCAGGUCGAGGGCCUGCAAGGCGAGGCGGGCGAGGACGAUGAUGUGGAGCGCGCGGAGGAAGGGAACGCGCUGGAGAUGAGCGAGGACUUCGGCGGGAAGAUGCAGGACGUACCGGAGAAGGAGGGUGAGGAGGAGGGGGAGGAGGAAGAUGAGGAGGAAGGCGAGGAGCCGGAGGAGCAGGUGGGCGAUCUGGACGCCACCGACCCGUCGGCGGUGGAUGAGAAGCUAUGGGGAGACGAGGCCGGGCCAGAGGAUGACAAGAAGGACCAGGGCAAGUCGGAACAGGACCACUCGGCGAAGCAGCAGGAGAAGGAGUCAGAGAUGGUCGCGAAGGAGGAGAUUCAGGGCAAGGGGAAGGGAAAGGAGAAGCCGAGUGACAAAGGACAGGAACAGGCGGCCCAGGAAGAAGGGGGAGAGCGCGAGGACGAAGGGAAGGAACCUGUUCCUGAGGACGCGGAGGCUGAAGAUGAGACUAUGGACGAUGGAGAACAGGAUCAACAGGGUGGCGCGCCGCUAGACGACUUCAUCCAAGAAGCAGAGACCCUAGACCUGCCGGACGACAUGGACUUCGGUCAGGAGGAGCGGAAGGACUCUCCGUUGGACGACGACAUCGAAAUGGAUGAGGAAGGAGACGAGGCGGCAGAGGAACGACCAGGGGAAGGCGAUCAGAAGGAUGCCGAAGAGGAAGAGAUGGAUGUUGAAGGCGAGAACCCACAAGCCAUGCCAGACGAUGCCACUCAACCCGAGGGUGCAACGGAGGAUAUAGUCGAUGCCACCGCUCAGCCCGAUCUUCAUGCGGGCACUGGACAGGACAGUGGCGAGGCUGGUGACCAGGCUAUGCCCGGGGCCCACCAAGGCGAGGGCGACCGAGGACCUUCGUCUUCCGGAGAAGCUGGAGGGCCCGAGGAACCUGCUGAGAAGGAGGAAGGCACACAAGAGGGCGCGUCUCAAGACGAGCGUGCACAAGAGCAGUCUGCCGAACCUUCUCAACGUGCCGAAGAGUCCGCUCAAGAAGGACAGGAAGGUACAGGUUCUGCUCGCGCCCAACAAGGCGCCGCUCCAUCUCAAGCGAGGACACAGCCCAUGCAGAGCAACCCGCUUCGGAGCCUAGGAGAUGCUCUCCGCGAGAUCAGCCAACGCAUCGACGAGAUCCUGGAGAGCUCUGGAACGCAAAGCCGUCCAGAACAGCAGAUGGACAGCUCUAGCCCAUCACAGCUCGAGUAUCUUCGUCCUACAGAGGACAAGGGCGCGGAUGAGAUGCAGGCCCUUGGGCCCGCACAGCAUGAGGACGUCGCGAAGCUCAACGAGCUCAAGUACCUCGACGAGGAUAUGGAGGCGAAGGAUACUGUCCCUCCUGUUGAAGAGCCUUCUGACGUUGACCCGGAACAAGUAUCUCGCCCGCCGACAUCAGCGCUUCAUUCUGAGCCUACUUCGCAAAAGCUUGGAGAGGAUGUCAAGAGUGCGCUCACGCAGACCGAGAUUCGGUCUCAGCAGACUGGUCCCUCCGUAGGUGACCUCGCCGGCCCUCCUCCAUCCGAUCGACCCGUACCUUCCGAGGAAGCGGCGGAAGGCUCGCAAGAAGCAGUCGAGCUCGCCCUCCGCCAAUGGCAGGCAUCUGGCCAGCCCGAGCGCGGUGCCGAGGACAUGUGGCGCAAGUACGAGUCGCUCACACACGACCUCUCCUACGCGCUCUGCGAGCAGCUCCGCUUGAUCCUAGAACCAACGAUGGCGACGCGCCUCAAGGGCGACUACCGCACGGGGAAGCGCCUGAAUAUGAAGAAGAUCAUCCCCUACAUUGCUAGUGAAUUCACGAAGGACAAGAUCUGGCUGAGGCGGACGCGCCCGAGCCAGCGCGAGUACCAGGUACUCAUCGCGCUCGAUGACUCCCGGUCCAUGGCGGAGUCGCAUUCGGUGCAUCUGGCGUUCCAGACGCUUGCACUCGUCUCGAAAGCUCUAGGCAAGCUGGAAGUCGGUGACGUCGCGAUCGCGAAGUUCGGCGAGACUGUCGAUGUGCUGCAUGGGUUCGACGGAGGACCUUUCACAGACCAGGCCGGGACGAAGGUCAUGAGCGCCUUCCGCUUCGACCAGAGGGCGACCCAGGUACUCUCGCUCGUCCAGACGAGUUUGCGAUUGCUCGAACAAGCCCGGGAAAGACGCGCGAUCAGCUCGUCGUCUGCAAGCGACCUGUGGCAGCUUGAGAUCAUCAUCUCCGACGGCAUAUGCCAGGACCACGAGCGGCUUCGGACGGUGCUGAGGCGCGCGGAGGAGCAGCGCGUUAUGUUCGUUUUCAUCAUCCUCGACUCUCUUCACUCCAAGAGCGUGGCCUCUCAGGCUGGCAUGUCGGGGAAGAACGAAAACUCGAUUCUGUCGAUGAACCAGGUGGCCUACAACAUGGUGGACGGGCGGAUGGACCUGAAGGUGGAACGCUACUUGGACACAUUCCCGUUCGAGUACUAUGUUGUGCUCAGGGACGUGGAAGCAUUGCCGGACGUGCUUUCUGGAACGUUGAAGCAGUUCUUUGAGCGGGUCGCAGAGGCGUGA
This is a messenger RNA of Dichomitus squalens LYAD-421 SS1, 15183 nucleotides long. Its product is annotated as midasin. Bases 1 to 15183 code for a protein of 5060 amino acids. Lineage: Eukaryota; Fungi; Basidiomycota; Agaricomycetes; Polyporales; Polyporaceae. The record is from RefSeq and is a predicted model, not a curated record. Gene Ontology annotation, biological process: rRNA processing; ribosomal large subunit assembly. Gene Ontology annotation, molecular function: ATP hydrolysis activity; ATP binding. Gene Ontology annotation, cellular component: nucleus; preribosome, large subunit precursor. The transcript is spliced from 19 exons.